Messenger RNA from Harpegnathos saltator (Jerdon's jumping ant), 8062 nucleotides. RefSeq names its product SET domain binding factor (gene Sbf). Bases 722 to 6859 code for a protein of 2045 amino acids. The transcript has 12 exons. The record is from RefSeq and is a predicted model, not a curated record. NCBI's taxonomy places the organism in Eukaryota, Metazoa, Arthropoda, Insecta, Hymenoptera, Formicidae. Gene Ontology annotation, molecular function: guanyl-nucleotide exchange factor activity. Gene Ontology annotation, cellular component: cytoplasm; membrane.
ACCGCCAGAAACCGUCUUACAAUGUCAGAAUGAAGUCUUGUUGGAAAUUGGAACGCGCGAGGGAGGGAUCUCGGAGGGAGGGAACGCCGUAGCGGGAAAGCCGUCAUGUUGCUUUAAUUUCCUGCCGCCACUUGCAGAUGACACCUUAGCAGCAUCCUCGUAGAAUGUGCGCGAGUUUAGCCGCCCUGGUUCUCGUCUUCAUUUUGCAUAACCGUUGUGCGUUUCGGCCGCCCGUACCAUACGUGGAUUCAACAAACACUCGAUGUGGCGUUUGAGUCUGGAAGGUUAUGGAUUGAAGUUUCGGGGUGUGGCAUCGUAUUCGGCGGCUCGCGAGACGUUACGGGACACGGAUCGUGGUGUGAUGUCACGUUGAAAGUGCGCUGCACGCGCGCGACGAUCGCCGAAAGUUGGCGCGCACGAGAUCUCCCUUGGCCGUCAUUUUUUUCGCAGACGCGGACGAAGGUCGCCGACACCGUCGCCCCGCGCGAAAGGAGGGUUCAGCCGUUGUACUCCGGCUCAACGUUGACGUCGAUACGCGUCGCCGGCGCGCGAAGAAUCAAGACGAGAAGCGUAUGCGAGAAUUAUGAUCGUGACUAUCUCAAAUCGCCCCGCGCACUGACACGCGCGCGACCGGUGUACUCGCGUUUGACGCAAGGUAGUUUGGUCGCUACGGGGACGAGGCUGCAGUCCAUGAGAUCGCGUGUAACGAAUCCGACGUGGGAUGUUGAGCGCUGUCAGCCCCACUCAGCCCCACGAAUACACCGAGAUGUCUCGGUUAGCCGACUACUUCGUAGUGGUCGGCUACGACCACGAGAAAGAAAGGGGUGGUGUGAGUAGCGGGAUUGUAUUACAACGAUUUCCAGAAAAAGACUGGCCAGAUACAUCUUUUAUUGAAGGAAUAGAAUGGUUUUGUCAACCACAAGGUUGGGCCUUGUCAACAGAAAGACAAGAACCACGCUUUUUUGUUUCGAUAUUAACGGAUGUCUAUGCGAACCGACAUUAUUGUGCCUGCAUGUGCUUCAAUGAAACGGUAUCGAUUGUGCCAAGUAAACCUGUGGACGAGGAGGAGGAUCCUGUGGAUGGAGACAGCCGCCCAUUGGUCAGGGCAAUACCCGCUAUUGCACAUCAUAGCAUUAUGUACGCACCUAAAUGUCUGGUGCUGGUUUCCAGACUCGAUUACAUAGAAACAUUUAGAAACUGUCUUGGUAUCAUUUACACAGUAUACGUGGAAAAUCUUGGUAUACCAUUAGAGACAUUAGUCGGAAAUAUAUUAGGAUGUAUUCAAGUACCUCCUGCUGGCGGGCCUCAAGUGCGAUUCAGCAUCGGAGCAGGCGAUCGUCAAGCGCUUCAGCCACCAAUUAGCCCCUCCCUUCCUAUAACUCAUACUAGUGUAAAUUUAUUAUUUCAACAAUUAGGUAUUCGUAAUGUGCUAGUAUUAUUUUGUGCAGUCAUGACAGAACACAAGAUACUUUUUCACUCUGCCAGUUAUUCUCGACUGACCGAAGGGUGUCGCGCCCUGACGGCUUUGAUGUAUCCGUUUCGAUACUCGCACGUUUACAUUCCUCUUUUGCCAGCGGCUUUAGUCGAAAUACUCAGCACUCCGACCCCGUUCAUUAUGGGCGUGCAUAGCUCGUUGAAGCACGAAGUUGCGGAACUUAUGGAUGUAAUAGUCGCCGAUCUGGACGGAGGCUCUAUAAUGGUUCCAGACGGUGUUUCGCUCUCUUUGUUGCCGGAACCGUUGCUCUCGCAGACGCAAGACGCGUUAUCCCUAGUAUUGCAGCCGGAAUUAACGUGCGCCGAUUACGCUUUUCCUCCACUCGCUACCAGAGUACCGCAUUCGCCGAUGCUCGACAAAGAACUCAGAGCGGUGUUCAUGCGGGCGUUUGCUCAAUUGUUACAAGGAUACCGGAGUUGUCUAACGCUGAUACGAAUACAUCCGAAGCCGGUCAUAACCUUCCACAAAGCGGCUUUUCUGGGUGAGAGAGGUUUAACGGAUUGCGACUUCACCACCAGGGUCUUGGACUGCAUGUUUUUUACAUCCUUCAUCGCGGAGAGAGGCCCGCCAUGGCGACCGUGCGACGUGUGGGAUGAGUUGUACAGUAAUCUAAGUGAUCAGCUGAAGCAGGAAGCGCAGGAUCACAGAAUCAUCCUGAUGCACAUCCAGGAGCUGGCGCAGCAACUCUACAUGAACGAAAACCCGAAUCCGCAGCCAUACGUGCAGAAGAUCCUGAAGCCUCCCGAGGGCGCGUUCGCGAGGAUCCAUCAACCUCUUUUACCGCGCAUCAACGUCGAGCAAGUGCAAGUGAUCAUCGAUGAGGGUCUCGCGAAGAACAAUCUUAAGGUCAGACUAUCAUCGUUGCGGCCGGUUCAGCCGCGUAUCGUGCCGAUGGGUCCACACAUUUCAUUCGUCCACGAUACCAGACAUCUAGUCAGCAACUCCGCUCGCAGGCUGGAAGUAUUGCGCAAUUGUAUCAACUGCAUAUUCGAGAACAAAAUCUCAGACGCUCGUAAGACAUUUCCCGCCGUCUUGCGGGCCCUGAAGAGUAAGGCCGCUCGUUUGGCGCUCUGCAUGGAAUUGUCUCAGCAUGUGGUAGGCAACAAGGCCAUGCUGGAGCAUCAGCAAUUCGACCUGGUGGUGCGUCUGAUGAACUGCGCGCUGCAGGACGACUCGUCGAUGGACGAGCACGGAGUCGCGGCCGCGCUGUUGCCGCUCGCCACCGCAUUCUGCAGGAAGCUGUGCACCGGGGUGAUACAGUUCGCGUAUACCUGCAUCCAGGAGCACCCAGUCUGGCAGAACCAACAGUUCUGGGAGGACGCGUUCUACCUGGAUGUGCAAAAAGACAUCAAACGCUUGUAUUUGCCGGGCGACAAUUCACCUGCCAGACCAAUCAACGACGUCAUCCUGAGCCCCAUCAGUCCGCGUGACGGCAAAGAGUUUCCGUAUCGAGAUCGAUACUCCAUUUAUCAGGCUCAAGAAUCGUCGGCGCUGGAGAUCGCCGCGGACCAGAUGCGAAUCUGGCCGUCUAUCGACCCCGAGAAGCAGAAGGAGCUCGUCAACAGCGAGGAGAGCACCAUGUACAGCCAGGCUAUCCACUACGCCAACAGGAUGGUCUACCUGCUAGUGCCAUUGGACAUCGGCUCGAAGACGCAUCGUCAAGACAACGUGUACGACGAGGAGCGCGCCAGCAACAGCAUCACGAACAGCGUGGCGAGCGACAGCGGCGAUGCCGAGUCCGGAUUCGAGGAGACUGACCCCGGCGAGACUGGUAGUGCCGUUAUCCGCAUGGUCUCGCGAUUCGUGGACCGUGUCUGCACGGAGGGUGGUGUGAGCGCCGAGCAUGUGAGGUGUCUGCAUCAAAUGGUGCCGGGUGUCGUCCAUAUGCACAUCGAGACGCUCGAGGCGGUCCACAGGGAGAGCAAGAGAUUACCACCGAUACAGAAGCCGAAGAUUCUAACGCCCAACAUGCUGCCGGGCGAGGAAGUGAUAAUGGACGGCUUGCGCGUUUAUCUUCUCCCGGAUGGCAGGGAGGAGGGCUCCGCUGGGCUGCCGAAGAUACCGCCGUUGUUGCCGGCCGAGGGUGCGAUCUUCCUGACGAAUUACAGGAUCGUGUUCAAGGGUAUACCAUGCGACCCGUUCGCCUGCGAACAACUGGUCGUUCGGGCAUUUCCCGUGACGUCCUUGACCAAGGAGAAGCGGGUCGCUGUGCAGCACUUGGCGCACUUGGAUCAGUGUCUGCAGGAGGGCCUGCAGCUACGCUCCUGCACAUUCCAGCUGAUCAAGCUGGCAUUUGACGAAGAGGUCACGCCGGAGAACAUCGACACCCUGAGGAAACUGGUGCACAAGGCGCGGUAUCCGCCGCACAUCUUCCACCAUUUCGCGUUCAACGGUCACGUCCUAGUAACGCAGACAGCCCAUCACAAGGGCAAGGAGAAGAACGCCACGCUGAAGGGUUUCGCGAAGAAGACGCUGCUGAAGACCGCGAGGAAGGCUGGUUUCAAGCCCAAGCAGUCGUCCAAGAGGCAGAAGUACGUGUUACCGAACAUGAAUCUCAUUAGCAACAAUAAAUACAUGACAUCGCCCGGCCGCAUGAGCCUGCCGAUGACCGACAAUAAUGAUCUCAGCCAUGACGAUGAUCUCAGCAUAGACGACUUCGAGAUACCGGGCAUGAUGUCGCAGCCACCGACCGACGCGAAGACGUUGGAACGUCUGUCCGAGCGCAGUUACGUGCGUGAUUGGUAUCGGCUCGGUCUCUACACGAACGGGCUGCACAACAACCGUCGCAACGAGCCCUUCCGACUGUCCUCGGUCAACUGCGCCUACAUGAUGUGCCGGAGUUACCCCGCGCUCCUGAUCGUGCCAACUUCCGUGUCGGACGAGAGCAUCCGACGGUUCUGCAGGCUCUACCGCCACAGCAGACUGCCCGUCGUCACCUGGAGGCAUCCGCGAACGAAAGCCUUGUUGAUCAGAGGCGCCGGUUACCAUGGGAAAGGCGUGAUGGGUAUGUUGAAGGCACACCCGACAUCGAGCAGUAACCUGAAGACCACGUCGUCGGAGACCACGUCCUCCUUGGAGCAGGAAAAGUAUAUGAUGGCUCUCGUGGCGGUGACGCCGCUUUCCGUGUUGCGACAAGGUUCCGCCUGGGGUAUGUCCGACAGUUCCCUCAGCAUAGAUUCGUUGCUGCUGGCGGCCGAGGAUCGUAACGCCACUCCGGAACAAUCGCGACGCAAUCCGUUCAACAAGCCGCUCGGCACUCUCGGCUCGUCGGGCGGCAAGGGCCCGAAGAAUUUCGGCCGGUGGGGCUCUUUGAAGGACAAGAGGCACAACUCGUCGCAGGCCUCUCUGACCUCGGUUCACCAGCGCGGCACCGUCAGACACUCCGCGGACUCUGACAGCGGCACGGAAUGCGUCCACACCUUCCAGCGCGCCGCUCUUUAUAUCCUGGGAGAGAAGGCGCACAUGAAGGGCGUUAAGGCGGAGUCGACUCCCAAGACGGAUUUUAUCCCGGUGGAGUACUACGACGUCAGGCACACGAAGGCUGCUUUCAAGAAGCUCAUGCGGGCUUGUGUGCCAAGCUCGCCGAACGUGGAGCCCGACCAGAGCUUCUACAGACUUAUCGAGAGUUCGGAAUGGCUGCAGCAGUUGCAGAAUCUCAUGCAGCUGGCGGGUGCGGUCAUAGACUUGAUGGACAUGCAGGGCUCCUCGGUGGCCGUCUGCCUGGAAGACGGCUGGGACACCACGACCACUGUGUGCUCCGUGGCGCAAGUGUGCCUCGAUCCUCAUUACAGGACGAUCGAAGGCUUCAGGACUCUCAUCGAGAAGGAGUGGCUCGGUUUCGGCCACCGAUUCGGCCACAGGAGCAAUCUCGCCGCGAAUUCGCAGACCACGAACUUCACACCUACAUUCCUUCAGUUCCUGGACAUUGUGCAUCAGGUACAGAAGCAGUUCCCGCUGGCGUUCGAGUUCAACGAGUACUACCUGAAGUUCCUGGCUUACCACUCGGUGUCCUGCCGCUUCCGCACUUUCUUGUUAGACUGCGAGUUCGACAGAGUGGAGUGCGGUAUCACCGCCAUCGAGGACAAGAGAGGUUCCUUGACGAGUCAUCACAAGGGCGUAGACACCGGCAGCGACGAUGAAACGAUCUACCCGGGUGGCAGACUGGCCGGCACCAACACCGGCUGCAACCUCGGCCAGAGCAUCUUCGACUAUAUCGAGAAGCAGCAUGCACGAUGCCCGUUGUUUUACAACUUCAUGUACACGCCCAACACGGAGUAUCCCGUCCUGAGGCCGGUCCGACAUCUGCCGAACCUCGAUAUCUGGCAGUUCUACCUGGAGGAGGAGCUGGCGCAUGGUCCGGCCUACGACUUGGAAGUGCUGCAACAGGAUUCCCAACAGGAGGAGGAAGCUGAGGCUGCGGACGGCGUGGUCAAGAGUAAUCGUAAAAUAGUUACUCAGGGAUACGACGGAGUGAGCACGAUGGUACCCGACCAAUUCUCGCAUCUCUUAGAAGAGAUCCACAAACUGGAGACUGAGCUAGGUCAUUUGCCGCAGAAAUGGAAAGUGCUAUGGGACAAACUCGAGUUGCCGAACACCGAUUCGCUCGCUCGGCACGCGUCGUUCAGCACGGCGCUCGUGCGGUAUCACGGUCGACUGACUCACAAACGAUCCACCCUGGAACUGCUGUUACGCGGCAAGCUCGCGGGCGGAAGUACCACCGGAAACGAGGGUUCUGUUUACGCACAUCCGCAUAGAUUCGAGAGACUAGACUCCGCGACCCCGACCCAUUGUGACGCGUGUUCCGGGGUGUUAUGGGGGCCUGUGAAGGCCGGGUUAAGAUGUAUCGACUGCGGCCACGUGUGUCACGACAAGUGUGCCGACGCCGUGCCGAAAAAUUGCACCAAGUACAAGGCUGUGACGGAUAAUCUCCAAACUCACACACUUACGAGAAGUGGCGGAGACAACGGAAGCGUGAACUCAAGCGUAACGACUAUACAAACUUCUUCUCAGCAAUAUUAUGAGCAAUUCUCGAGCAACGUGGCGGAGAACAGGACACACGAAGGCUAUCUUUAUAAGCGGGGAGCCCUUUUGAAAGGUUGGAAGCAGAGAUGGUUUGUACUAGAUUCCAUAAAGCAUCAACUGAGAUAUUAUGAUGCAGUGGAGGAUUCACACUGUAAAGGAUACAUAGAUCUGGCCGAGGUGGUAUCUGUUACUCCAGCUGCGCCGAUGCCUGGACCACCAAAGAAAACAGACGAUAAAUCAUUCUUUGAUCUCCGUACAAAUAGACGGACAUACAAUUUCUGUGCUGCUGAUGCAGCCACCGCACAGGAAUGGAUCGAGAAAGUUCAAGCGUGCUUACAAUAGUGUGCCGCAGAGUUUGAUCAUAGUACUAAUUUGAAAUUCUGGAUGUGACUGAUAUAGAGAGUAAAAGAUUUUAAUUUUGUUACAUAAUAUUGUAUAGUCUAAUUGUAUGCGUCAUAGACUGCAUUAACAUCGCUUUAAGUAUUUAAAAACGCAAACUCGUUGGACUGAAAAUAGUAUCAUAAAUUAAAUAUGAUACAACCAUAUCCUUGAUAUAUAGCCUUAGUAUGUGAAUAUAAUGUACAUUGUGAUUGCGUAAUUAUGUUAAAUUUUUAUUUAGUUGGAAGAAAAGAGAUAUCGCUAUAUGGUGUGUAGCGUCGUAAGAUUUCUUUUCUGUUUGAUAUAUUUUUUAAUGUUUAAAUUAUGACGGAGUAUAAGGAGAACGUAGUUAUUUUUUGUAUAUCCACAUAUAUGUGUGUGUGUGUGUAUAUAUAUAUACACAUAUAUACACAUACACACCCACACAUACAAGUAGUCUCAGGAUUAUUGCAGAUUCUAUCGGCUAUAAAUUUUUUGGGCAAGAUGCAAUCGGUUUUUCUUUAACGAAAGCAUACUGUAUUAUAAAGAAGUAAAAAUUAAAAAUAUUACGUCGUAGUUUUUAAGGGGCAUAAAUAAAUUUUAUCAUUUGCUUUGACCUCAAGUAGAUUUUAUUUUAAUACAGAUUUUAGUUACUAUUUGAUAUUCGCUACUUGAUAUUUGAAAGGUUGUGAGUUAAAAAAUAAUAUGCGAUUAAAUUUUUAUAUUUAUAGACAAAUUCCAAAUUUAUUAAGAAAUCUAAAUUGAAAAUUCGGUGAAAUUGAGACAUUCUAUAUAUAAAUAUAUGAUAGUUGCAUGUAACGCUAUUGUAAUUAAUAUUACUAUAUUCGAUAUGUUGCAACCUUGUCUGUUAAAAGUGUUAAGAUCUAAACAAAUACGAGAAAGAUAAUUUCUCUCUAAAAUAUGUUAAAAAUAUCUCAUUACUACCUGCCAUGCUGACAGAAAAAUUAAAUUGAUACGAGUGAAUUUGGAGUAUCUUUUACUAUGGUUAAAGAUUUUGUACCUCAGAGACAACAUUAGUACUACAAUUACAAUCUUGUUCAAUUAAAUAUUAGAACUUAACUAUAUAUUGGAUUAUACACAUACUACUUUGUCUUUUUAAGUCAUAAUAUUUAAACUUGAAAAAUAUCAGUGAAUUUUUAAGUACCAUUGAGAAUAAGUGAUAAUCGG